CUUGUACUUUUCCUGUCCAGUUGAUCAGUACAUACCAUUCACCAUGUCCAGGCUGGUGUGGGGCAGUCUGGCGGCGGUGGUGGCUGCAGUGGGGCUCGGGGUCUCCGGAAACUACGCUUUGGCCAGUCUUCCAGCAGGCUUGGCAGCGGUGGGACUCGGUUUCUACUGGACCAGGGAUGACUUUGAUCCUGAGAAAUUGCGAGGAGCCACAGUCGUCAUCACGGGCUGCAGUACCGGUAUCGGCGAAGAGGUGGCGUACCAGUACGCCCGGCUGGGAGCAAAGAUCCUCAUCACAGCCAGGAGGGAGAACAGGCUGAAGGAGGUUGUAGCGAAGGCAAAGUCCCUUGGUGCUCAGGAGGCGCACUACGUGGCCGGGGACAUGGGGAAGGCGGAGGACUGUGAGAGAACCAUUCAAACAGCCAAGGAGAAAUUCGGGCGUCUUGACUACCUGAUCCUGAACCACGGAGGGUCGAACGUCAAGAGCAUCCACGAAGAUUUCGCGGAGAAGUCUUGGGACGAGGAUCCCAACAUGGAAUUCUUGGAAGACGUCAUGAAGAUCAACUUCAUUGGUUACGUCCGGCUGGCGACGCUGGCCCUGCCUCUUCUGAAGGAGAGCAAGGGGAGUAUCGUGGUCGUGACGGGACCUGUAGGAAAGGUCCCGGUGCCCAACAUGCACUGGGAGGCGGCUCUGAAGUUCGGUGUGGACGGGUUCUUCAGCUGCCUCCGUCUGGAGUUACUGAGAGCCGGGCACGACGUCUCCGUCACUCUGGCCAUCAUGGGCUUCACCAAGACACCGGCGGUCAUUGAGAGACUGCAGAAAACGGAGAAAGGACGGAAGAGACUGAAGAGAGCCACGCCCAUUGACCAGACGGCUCGGGCCAUCAUCCGCGGCGGGGCGACCCGAGCGCGAGAGAUCUAUUACCCAGCAUCCUUCUGCUGGACCGUGGUCACCAUCGGCGCCAUCUUCCCCUCUCUCCUCGACAAGAUGUUCGUCAGGAUGAAAAUGUGAAGUUUAGCACGAAAUUAUACAUAGAACAUAACAUUAUGGAUAAACUAAAUUUUAACUUACCAACACUGAAAUCAUCCCGGGCCCCAAUCAAUUUCAGUGUUGGUUAAUUAGUUUAGUUUAGCCACAUUGGCAAGUGACUGGCUGCUUGCCUACUCAUCCAUCGACAUCGACAGGAGAAUCCAUCAUUUUGGCCAUAGUGAAAAAAAUGUGAAUCUUUAUCGAUGAUGAUGAUUCCAAGGUGAAUCAGUCUUGACAGCAUGUGUUGUCACCCUCUUGUCACUCACAGCACUUUUUCUUCACCCAGCACAAACGCAACCGUGCUUUAAAGCUGUUCACUGGCUCUGGUAAUACUGCUUCCGAUGGUGAGACUGUAGAUUUGGCCAGCGGCACAGCUAGCUUAAACCAAUAACCUCUAGUUGUCAGGUGUUUUCCCUCUGCAGAGAAGCUAUCUACAUGCGAGUGGAGACUGUUGCUCUUCAUAUUCCGUUCCAUUUCCUUUCAUUUCGCACUUUCUGUACACCCGGCUAUUGGGUACCCACCUACCCGUAGAAAAUUAGAUAAUCUGAAAACGGUCUUGAUUAAUCCAGCGUCCUAAUAUUUGAAGUGCGUUCAAUAAGUAAUUUUCUUUCAUUAAAUACUUCUUGCUUUAAGUCAGUCCAAACUAGUCUUAGUUUUAAAUAGCGCAAACUAUUAGCGGUAGCCAAUUUAGCAGUAGGCACUAGUACUGUGGAAGAGAAACCUCUGUAGCAUUGAAUUAAUGAAU
Messenger RNA from Branchiostoma floridae (Florida lancelet), 1772 nucleotides. Its product is annotated as hydroxysteroid 11-beta-dehydrogenase 1-like protein. The record is from RefSeq and is a predicted model, not a curated record. The transcript has 7 exons. The coding region runs from base 44 to 1009 and encodes 321 amino acids. Lineage: Eukaryota; Metazoa; Chordata; Leptocardii; Amphioxiformes; Branchiostomatidae.